Messenger RNA from Agrilus planipennis (emerald ash borer), 1994 nucleotides. It is a transcript of the gene dsx-c73A, whose product is annotated as cell wall protein DAN4. The transcript has 5 exons. NCBI's taxonomy places the organism in Eukaryota, Metazoa, Arthropoda, Insecta, Coleoptera, Buprestidae. The record is from RefSeq and is a predicted model, not a curated record. The coding region runs from base 232 to 1536 and encodes 434 amino acids.
UUGGGUACAUCCAAAGAACAAGAGGGCUCCAUUGGUUAAGAAGUGGGUUAUAGGUGCUUGGUUAGCUUGCAACUACAACUAGCGGCUUCUAGUUAGAGCAAAACACCUUCAACGCCGUUCAGACCGUCUUGGGCCUUCGCCGGUUCACCUGCUUCAAGGACGCGUGCUAACUCAACACUAUCCUUUUCUUCUUCGGCCGGUUAAUUAUUGUAACUUGGAAGAAUUGCAAAGAUGCGCGUAACUACUGUCGUUGUGAUUUUCGUCCUUUGGAACACUGCCGAUGGUCAACUUUGGAAAUUACCGGAAGAAUUGUUGAAUAGUUUUCCGUGGUUUCGGCAGGCGAAAGCUGGUGAGGGCAGCGAGAACACUUUGCCAACGAGCAGCGUUUCGACCCCGCCGUCGUUAUCAUCAUCAUCGCAUAUUAUAACGACUAUUUCGGAAACGGCUUCCACUACGAAAAAACCGACAAGUCCGGGCGCGAUAGCAACCAAAAAAGUGGUUGCACAAAAGACAACUGCAACUGUCCGUACGAAUACGACGAAACGUAACAACCCUUCGAGUAAACUACCCCCUCAACAGAGGCAAUCCGGUGGUACUCACGCGCCGGUCACAACGCAAAAAAUUCUGAGCACCGCGCAACCCUCAACGAAAACUUCCACUGCAACAAUUUUGAAGAACACCAAGAGUUCCGCAAUCAAUUCGAGUUCGACUACUAGCUCCAGGAAGUCGUCGGGUACAUGGACGACGGCUUCGACGGCGCAAGUUAAAAAUACGACGCAAGCCGUCGUGACGAGUAGCACCGAUUUUUCAACGCUACUCGUCGAAUCAACCACCCCCGAUAGUCAAGGUACCACAAUUGAGUCAAGGGACAACCACCGGGUGCACCAUUUCUACAUGAGUAAGCACGAAAAACCCCAAGUCAAAAUUGUCUCCAAUAUAAGUCAGAAUCUUUUACCUUUACCUGCUGAUGCAAGUGCUGCUCUGGUAAAACCAACGAAAUACCACUACUACCCCCACAAUCAACAUAUUUACCUACUUCCGGAAUGUGCCAUACAGCAGGUUUGUAAUGCUGUAUAUGUACGACUUAACUGGACACAGCCCUUAUGUGCAUGUCCUUCAAGAUAUAGAGAUCCUUGUUCUGCAAGUUUAAACUCUGAUGAUCAGCAUACAACAGAACUCUUGACUAAUCAAAAUCAAAGGAAAGCAUUAACAUUGGUGAAAACGUGUGAGCCAACAACCGAAAUGAGAAUAUGUCGAUCACCAAGGGACUGGUCUUUGCUAGCCUUGCAAAAUAUUCGUACUGGUAAAUCACACUAUCUGGUAAUAUGUCGCUGUCCAGAGACGAGUUUUCUUGAUGGUCCUAUGUCUCAUAAUCAACCAACGUAUGCGAGUGUACCAGGUAUACGAGUUUAUGGUAUGAUGUGCGUACAGCAAACAGCCAGACGUGAUAGAACAGCUAAACUUUUCAACGUUGAAGAUCCCAAAUUUCCAUGGCAAAAAGUCAAAGAUUUUGCUAAAACAGUACAAUGGGAAUAAAUAAUUUAAUUGCUUAUUUAUUUGAUAUGUUUGCUAUUACAUAUUGUCUAUAUAAUGAGCCGAACUUGCUAAUUUAGACGCUGAAUUGUAAGAUUAUUAAUUGCAAAUUAAUACUCAAUGUAUAUAUUAAAACGAAAAAACAAAAGAAUGCAAUUGGUAUAAGCAAUUUAUGUAAAAAUUAUGCUACCUACAGUAUGUUUGCUCUAAGGAGUAGGGCAUUACAUUUAUUUUUUAUUGCAAGCCAUUUUUGAAACAAAUGCAUCGCCUGUUACAUGCACAAUGUGUAUGUACCAGGCAACUUAAUCUAAUUUCAAACGUGGCUACUUGGGUUCUACACUUGGCUUUAAUAUUUAAGGGUUUUCAUAUUUAUUUUCUAUUUAUUUGUUCUAGGUAUAAAUACGUUAGAAGUGAAAUGCUACUAUGUAAAAUUAAAUUGAAUAAAUUUUUUAACAUUUUAC